CUAACUACGUAUACGUGAAGACCCCCUCGAGUGGCAAUCCCCCCCAACGCCUCAAGACCAAGCGAAGCAACAGCUACUGUGCGCGCACCGCGACACCCUCUCCCCUUCGCUAUGCCACCUUUGAUGCCGCUGGCCACGGAACGAACGUACCACCGCACGCAUCUGCCUCCCACAGCAGCCGCCCGUCAACGUAUAGGCGCGCCAGCUACAAAUCUGCGGAUAAGUCGAAGACGUAUCCGCUAUACACGCCUUCUUUCGGCUCUUCGUCCCGGAACAACUCAAACACCUCUCUGGGGCAAGGAUACUUCCCUCCUGCGCCGCCAUCUUCGGCGGGCAGCCAUCACAGUGUGCGCUAUACCGAGCGCCGCCCUCCUCUGAACAAGACGCACACCUGGCAAAGUAGCGUCUCCUCCGCUGGAUCUUCGCGCUCCUAUGGAAGUGUGGAGCUUCCGCCGCACGCACGGCCUCUCCAGACCGGUGCCAGCCUUAUGCACAUGCACCCCCUCUUUGCCUCCUCGCGGCUGCACAGCGCUCCGCUAUCGUACGAUGUGACCUUUACGCCCUCGGCGAGAACCGUGCUCGACCGCACGACGCACCAGGCCGUGCCCUCUCACACGCUCAACCAGCCCUGCACGGACCCGCCGACAUCGAGCAUGUCGCGCAUCGUCCUCCGCUCAGACAAGUUCCCCUGGCCCGUCGUCGUCGCGCCCUCCAAAGGCGGCCACCCGCCCCCGCACUCACAACCACAACACUCGCCCGCGGGAUUCCAGCCCGGCCCCUCCCCGCCCAAGAACGGCGCGGGCCGCUCGUCGUACAUCACGAACCUCGACCUGCUUUACGCCGUGCACACGACGCUCCUCCAGCGCGUCACGCCCGCCGAGUGGGACGCGCUCGGGCACGGCAGCCGCGCACAGCGCAAGGUGACGCGCGCAUACGAGAGCCGGUGCACCAAGAUGGGCGGCGGCUGGGAGGGCGGCGUGCGCCGGAUCGAUUGGCUGCACGGCAAGACGCGCCUCGUCGGCGUCGAGGUCGAGAAGGGCUCUGCGGGCACAAGCACCGGCAAGCUGCUGUUCGGGAAGCCAUGAAGUUGCGGCCCUUGACUUCUUCGAUAUCCCCCAGAGGAAUCACACACUCGUUUCUGGCUCUGUUUCUCUUUCCUAUACCUUCUUUUCUUUUUGGUCUUUUGUUUGGUAUUCUCAACUCCGGAAUUAUCUCUCAUUAUAGCUCAUGUUGGUCACACCUCAUCUCAUCUUCUCAUCUCUCGCUAUUGCGUUGCCUUUCAAAACCCCGAAAAGUCUUGCGUCCGCUACGUCAGACAACCGCAUUCAUCCUCGCUCUGUCAUUGCUAUCUGUGUUUUAUUUGGGACUCGCAUUCUGUAACCUUAUGCAUUUUUCUCUAUGUUAUACUAUGGACGGACGGUCUCUCGUGCUAUGUACCAUGUAAUAUAACAUAACGAAAUGCGACGAC
Messenger RNA from Coniophora puteana RWD-64-598 SS2, 1468 nucleotides. RefSeq lists its product as uncharacterized. The transcript is spliced from 3 exons. The coding region runs from base 489 to 1085 and encodes 198 amino acids. NCBI's taxonomy places the organism in Eukaryota, Fungi, Basidiomycota, Agaricomycetes, Boletales, Coniophoraceae. The record is from RefSeq and is a predicted model, not a curated record.